Messenger RNA from Tetranychus urticae (two-spotted spider mite), 2847 nucleotides. RefSeq names its product neuroligin-4, X-linked. The record is from RefSeq and is a predicted model, not a curated record. NCBI's taxonomy places the organism in Eukaryota, Metazoa, Arthropoda, Arachnida, Trombidiformes, Tetranychidae.
GCACCCUUUUGACCGUUUGAAAAUGAAAGAUGAUAAUCGUUAUGAUUUAAAAUGAAUUAGUGUGAUUGUGAGGGAUCGUCAUCCUGCAAUUAGGACAAUGAACGGAUGAACUCUUGAUUCUGUGAUUCAUCAAUGAUUCCUCUUUUCGCCUUAUUCUUUCAACUUUACCUGUAUUGGGACAAAUUGAAAAGUUUCUACUGGUUUGUUACAGAUGCGGAUCAACUGGAAUAUAUAAUAAUCAGCAGCAAUCAGCGAAUUGGAUAAAUCUUUCCGGUUAAAAGAAGAAGAUGAAGAUGAAGAAGGAGAACGAAAAGGAGAAUAUUGAGUGGAAAAGAAGUAAAAAGGAAAAGUUGUAAUAUAUGGAAGAUUAUCGCUUGACCAUUUAACGUGUUGAGUUCAUUCAACUUUAAAUCGCCUCAAAGGCAAAUUAUCUUUUAUUAAAAUAAUCGAGAUCCUCAAAGGACUUGGAGCUAUUUCUUGAAGAAGCCCGAUGACCCAAAAAUUGGAAGUAAACAAGGAUAAAAUUCAAAGCCUAGUUGAAAUCAAAUGAUGUUUUUGGAAAGUAAAAGUAUUACCAGCAUCAUCAUUUGCACCAAUCUGAAAUAUGGGAAAAGUCUUAAAACCCGAAUCAUGUGAAGAAGGGGUUAAUAAGUUUUGGUUGAGUUGAAAAAAGAGGCAUAGAACUCUCGUUGACAAGAACUGAUAAACAACUUUAAAAUUCAGUGAAUCAGUAUAAAAGCAGGCUGAGGUUGCUUUGGAAAAUCAUUCAGCUUGAAACUUCCAAAAGCAUUACAACAAACAUUUGCCUUUAAAACUAUCUUAUUAAAACGCUUUUAUAUACUUUUACUUUUGACUUAAAGUCUUAUUUUCAAAUCAACUUGUGAAUCUAUUUUAACAUUUUCUUAUUACAACAUUUCAUUAAUUACAAACGCUUUUUGCGAAAAUGUCUCUAUACUUAACUCUUGUUCAUCUAUUAAUUGGACUGACUUUUGCUCCGUCCCUCAUUUACUCAUCAUCUUCUCCAAUUGUUCAAAGUAAAACUGGAAUCAUUCGUGGUACAACAAUAGUUAAACCAGGCUCAAUCUUGGUUAACCAAUUUCUUGGAGUUCCCUACGCUCAACCUCCCAUUGGAUCACGAAGGUUUGGCCGACCUCAACCUUUGGCUUCUGAUCCACUUCGAACAAUCGAUGCAACUAAACCAGCUGCUACAUGUGUCCAAUUUCCUCAUAUUGCUGAAGCAAUUAACCCAUUGUUGAAUUUUGAUGCAAACCAUAAGGUUUCUGAAGAUUGUCUUUACUUGAACAUCUAUGCACCUUAUGUCAACGAAUCUGAAUCAUCUUCUUCCGCUCUUCCAGUUAUGGUUUGGCUUGCGGGUGAAGGUUUCGACUUUGCUGAUGCCAAUCAAUUUGAUGGCUCAUAUUUAUCUGCCUUUGGUCAAGUUAUUGUUAUAACAGUCCAAUAUCGUGUUGGUGUUUUCGGUUUCCUUAAAGAUGAUAUCAUCUCACAAGGUAAUAUGGGUAUUUGGGACCAAGUUGAAGCUCUCAAAUGGAUCCAAGAUAAUGUUGCUGUUUUCGGUGGUGAUUCAAAGAAGGUUACAGUUUUUGGCCGAUUUUCUGGUUCAAUGGCAAUUACUCAUCUCUUGACUUCUCCAUUACUUCGCAAUUUGAAUGAGCCACUUUUCUCAAAGGCUAUUCUCAUGUCAGGAGUUGCCGUUGAUGAAUGGACAAUGGAAAAAGCACCUCUUGAACGAUCAAACAGUUUUAUCCACGCUUUGGGUUGUGAUCAAUUAAAUGCCUCUAAAUGUCUUUACUUCGCCAGUUCAGAUGAAAUCCUCAGUAAAUCUGGUUACGGUUGGAAACCAACAACCGACAAUGUCUUGAUUACUGAUGGACCAUUUGCUGCCCUUAGUCGCGGAGAAAUUGCCAGAGGAGUUGAAUCAGUAAUGAUCGGAUCAACUGCAUCAGAAGGAUCACUUUGCUUAUUAACAUGGAUGGUAACUAAGCGAAACAUUUACAAUAAAUUGAUUUCUGGCGAUCUUACUGAACAACAAAUGAUUUCAUUGGCCAAGAAAGAUUUAAAAACUUAUAAAACUGGAAAUGGCGAUGCUGUUUUCCAAUCAUUCAUUAAAUCUCGCACCUUAAAAUCUGGCAUGCCUUUGGCUCGCGAAUAUGUUAACUUCUGCUCUAACCUGUUGAUCAACUCACAUUCUGAAAGAUUAGCAUCUAUCCUUAAUACUCUAGACAUCGAAACAAGUUCUUACAAACUUCAUUACAAACCUGGUUUCUCCCUGGCUCCAGAUUUUAUUGAAACUGGUUCACAUGGUGAUGAUGUUCUUCUCGCCUUUGGUUUACCAUUCAACAAUCCAUCUGAAGCAGAUGAACGUGAUCUUUCUGUAUCAUCAUCUCUUCUUUCACUAAUCUCAUCUUUUGCCUGGUCAAUUGAUCUAUCAACAGUUUCAUCAGCCCCUAAUGGCGAUUUAAUCAUCUCUAGGAGACCAUCACCCUCCAAAUUAACUUUAAAUGCUCCACUUUGCAAUGGUACAUCAAUACCUAACUCGUGUUCAAUGAAGAAGACCUUAUCAACGUUUAUCAACAUGCUUGAUUCUAAGCCCUCCGUAAAAACAUCGAUCCCAAAUUAUUCAUCAUAAUGUGUUGAAUAUAUUCAACAUAUCGCACAAAUGUAAAUAACUUCAUCCAAGUCUUCAAAAUCCAUCUUCAUUGCCACAAAAACCAUUGCCAUAUAACAUUGUACAUGCACAUCAAGAAGUCAUUAAUUGUCACACUAUUUGAUUAAAUCAACUGUUACGUUUACAAUUAAUAGAUAAAAGUUUAUAUGCAUGCGACGAAA